CGCUGCGGAGCCCAACGUGUGUGCACGCGAGACGUUACAAAGCUCGCGCGAGAGCGGUCACUUGUUUAGAACCCCCGAAAGAUGGCGGCGGCGGCGCCUCCAGAUGAGGCCAGCCUGCAGUCUCGCAUCAACAAGGCCACUAACCCUUUGAAUAAGGAGACGGACUGGGACAAUAUCAAGGGAUUUUGUGAUCAGCUCAACAAUGAACCAGAAGGCCCCCAGCUUGCGACCAGACUUCUGGCCCAUAAAAUCCAGUCCCCUCAGGAGUGGGAAGCUAUGCAAGCGCUUACGGUUCUUGAAACGUGCAUGAAGAGCUGUGGGAAGCGAUUUCACAGUGAAGUGGGAAAGUUUCGCUUUCUCAAUGAGCUCAUCAAGGUGGUUUCACCUAAGUAUCUGGGUGCACGGGCUCCAGAGCCAGUGAAGAAGAAGGUGUUAGAAAUGGUGUACAGCUGGACGGUGAGGCUGCCUGAUGAGACCAAGAUAGCAGACGCCUAUCAGAUGCUGAAAAAACAGGGCAUUGUCAAGCUGGAUCCCGUUCUUCCUGAUGACAAGCCCCUUCCACCCCCUCCACCCAGAGCCGAAAGUGCCCUCUUUGAGGAUGAGGAGAAAUCCAAGAUGUUGUCGCGCUUACUAAACAGCACCCACCCUGAAGAUUUAAGAGCAGCAAACAAGCUCAUUAAGGAAAUGGUCCAGGAGGAUCAAAAGCGCGUGGAGAAGGUAUCAAAGAGGGUGAACGCCAUCCAGGAGGUGAAGGAGAGUGUCAGCCUGCUGAGCCAGCUGCUGGAGGGCUACAGCAAAGAGAGCUGCUCCCAGAGCAACCAGGAGCUCAUUAAAGAUCUGUACCAGCGCUGUGAAAAGAUGAGGCCCACAUUAUUCCGAUUAGCAAGUGAUACAGAGGAUAGUGAUGAAGCGUUGGCGGAUAUCUUACAGGCCAAUGACAGCCUGACACAGGUCAUCAACAUGUACAGACAGCUGGUAAAGGGGGAGGAUGUGUCAAAGGAUGGCAUAACCACGCACUCAGAAGCAGGCAGCAGUAGCUCAGCACUAGUAGACCUGAUGGGGCUCAAUGCAUCAGCCAACACAGCACCGUCCCACCCAGAACCCUCCAACCUAGAGACCCUGACUCAGAACAUCGGCAUCAGCCUCUUGGACGAUGAACUAAUGUCUUUGGGACUGAAUGCAACGGAAAACUGCGACUCUCAGAACACUUUUCAGCAAGUUUCCUCUGAUAGCACAGAAUCGUCUGCUACGUCGGUCCCGGCUGCAGUUUUGCUACCAGCUGUGAUCCAAACUCCACAGGCUCCACCAGUAGGUGGGCCCGCUGCUCCACCUAAACCCAUGGAAGAGUUGGAGUUGUUGGGGAAGACAUUGUUACAGCAGUCCUUACCUCCAGAGAGCCAGCAGGUCAAAUGGGAUAAACUACAACCUCAAUCCAGAGUCACCUUACGAGAUCUACAGAAGUCCAGCACCAAUUCAAAACCUCCAAAUGCAACCACCACCUCCUCUGGUCCUGGUCCGGCUCUGGGACCCACAUCUAGCCUGGCCAUCCAGUCAGAGCAGCCUGACACUCUCCUCCUCUCCAAUCCCACUGACCCUUAUGACAAAAUCUCUCUAGUUGACGUUACCGUGCCUCUGGAAUCAAUCAAGCCCAGCAGCUUAUUACCAGUGACUGUAUUCGACAAACACAGUCUCCGGGUUUUGUUCACCUUUGCCCGUGAUUGUCCUCCAUCGCGGCCUGAUGUACUGGUGGUGAUCAUCUCAAUGCUGUCCUCGGCCCCCAUCCCUGUCACCAACAUCCGCUUUCAGGCAGCUGUGCCAAAGGUGAUGAAAGUGAAGCUACAGCCUCCCUCUAGUACUGAGCUCCCGGCCUUCAAUCCCAUCUUGCCUCCAGCUGCCGUCACACAGAUCCUGCUCUUGGCUAACCCUUACAAGGAAAAAGUACGUUUGCGGUACAAGCUGACUUUCAACCUGGGAGACAAAUCUCAUGAUGAAUCUGGUGAUGUGGACCAAUUCCCGUCUCCAAACACAUGGGGGAACCUUUAGUGAGAACGACCACCCUCCUGUUAUCUGAUCUGCUGCUUCCUUUUAGAUUUAGGUCGAAGUUGUACCUCGUCGUCGAGGCAAGAUGGCCUCUUUACACUUGAGCGGUUUCAAACUCCGGUUUGGUAAUCCAAACAUGAGACCAGUUGUGGGAAGCAGCUUCUACCUUGUGCCUUCCUUCACAGCCUUCCCGUCCUUAAUCAUCAAUCAUCUGUGUUCCUGUUUUUCUUUUUUUUUUCUUCCAACAAUCAGUCCAAUGCAAACUGUCAAAAACUUUGAUUCAAUGCAGUGACUUAUGGGGGAAACAAGUUGAGCCUUUUUAAAAACCGAAUGUGUGCAUUUGUCUGAUUUACAUACUGUUCAACAAUCCUCUCAGAUGUCCCCGUGUCAUGUGAAUUGCAUGUAACAGCAACGUGUCUCGCAUUAUUUCUGUUUACAAAACCAGAAUGGUCAACCUUAAAGCAAGUGUCCGAUGCAUUCCCAAAUUUGGACGGCUUGAGCAAAAAUGUCCCACAUGUAUUGAUUAUUGUAAUUUGUGUGUCUAGUGUUUGUUCUGGGUGGUCAGAGUAGGGUUGCAACAGAUCAUGAUUUUCUUUUAGACCCUUUUCAGUCCGUUAAAGUGAUAUCUUAAAUGUGUUUACAGCACGACCAACAGCCAAAACACCCAAAGUAUUCAGCUUAUGAUGCGGAAUAGUUGAUAUUUUAAAAUGAAACUAAAUCAUUACAAUUGAAAUUGAUAUCAAGCAAACGCAUUGAUAAAGUGGCAGCACUAUUUCUGCAGGAGGAUUUAAUAGUCAAAUGGUGUCAGGCUUAACUUACACCUAACUACUAAUUAAACCUCCUGUUGUUGAUUUGUCAAACACAGAGCUGCAUAGGGAAAAUUAAAACGAUAAAUUUAAUUAUAAACACAAUGAAGUCAUUCAAGUGCUAUUCCCUUUUGUCCAGUAGAGACUGUCUGAAAUUGUUAUAACUGGAAAAGUAUCAGGAGAACGUAAUCUGUGUCUCCAGUCAGCAUAAAUAAUGAAUAGCUACAUCAUUUUAUUGUCUUUGUUUUAAUAUUUGUGUCACGCUUUGGGAAAUUAUAUUUGAGUGACAGCAGGUCUCUUAACACAGCAGACUUGUCACAGGUGUUACUGACAACAUUAACAAUGGCUCUGUUCUAUUCUAUAAGUGUGACAGUGAGCCAGCACAUGCAAUACCAGGACCCUGAAGCUGAAGCAACUAAAUGGAAUUCAACCAUGGUUGAUUUUGUUAUUUGCGCCUGUGAUUUUCCCACAUGUCAACAAAAAGAGGCACUAUGAAGGAAGGGUGCUGCGUCUCCACCCUCGGUUGAAAUGCUGAAUUUCAUCUUUUAAUUUCUCCACUUUUCUUUGUUUUUGAGAUUAUUUUUUUUUUACUCAGGAUUCUGAUUUGGAGAUUUAUUUUACACAAACAUUCAUGCACUUAUUUUAAGUUUUGCACAUGGAAACCAUUCCCUAUUACAGUCUUUUCUCAUUUGCUGCUUUUCUACUGUUGAUCGACCCAAAGAGGGACGUGAAGUCCUGAGUUGACGUUGCUGACAUCUGGUUUUGAUUCUACCACAUGUGCCUGGGAUGAAAUGUUUGACUUUUCAGUUUGCUUUGUACAUAUAGGUAUACAGAUGACUAGUUUGAUGUCCAUGUCCUGUUCAGAAAAAAAGACUUUGUGAAACAAAUGAUGCUACAGAAUCAUCCUAAUAUCCACAAUCUUUGAGUUGAUUGGAGCACAGGUCCACGGUCACUUCUUAGGAUCAUGAAGACUAAAAUAAAAUGAGAUUGGAGGCAGACUGGA
This is a messenger RNA of Larimichthys crocea (large yellow croaker), 3849 nucleotides long. RefSeq names its product ADP-ribosylation factor-binding protein GGA1. Gene Ontology annotation, molecular function: ubiquitin binding; small GTPase binding; phosphatidylinositol binding. Bases 82 to 2043 code for a protein of 653 amino acids. The transcript has 17 exons. The record is from RefSeq and is a predicted model, not a curated record. Gene Ontology annotation, cellular component: trans-Golgi network. Gene Ontology annotation, biological process: intracellular protein transport; Golgi to plasma membrane transport; protein localization to cell surface. Lineage: Eukaryota; Metazoa; Chordata; Actinopteri; Sciaenidae.